UCUACGGGGCGGGCCGUGCUACGCGCGUCGUAGCACCUUUCAGUGAAAUUAUUUAUUUUUAAUUAAUAAAAGAACGUUUGCAAUGCGUUGAUUUAAGCGUGAUCUGUGACGCGUGAGGCAGUGUGCAAAUGUCUUUGUCCAUUCACACAAAAUGUGUUAAUUAUUAGUUUGGUUGUGCAGUGUAUUUGAUUGCAAUUUUCGGUGCAAAUGACGACUCUAUGUGUUUGGGGUGUAUGGCGCAUUCUUCAGAUGGUGCGCCGACCGCGUGUGAUUCAUAUAUUGCUGCAAAGUAUACUCGCUGACGUCAUGCAUCUGCGAAAGAUGUCUUAAUGACGCUAUGUCCAAGAAACAUUCGCCGCAACCAAAGCGAUCAGAGGCUCUCAGCGGACGUCUGUCUAAGUCGGCGUCAGAGCUGUCAUGUGCUGCGCCAGUGCAAGCGUCCCCGCCCCGCGCCCGCUCCGCGCACCACCACACCCCCCUCUCUGUUGUGCACAGGACACAUCAUUUCUUUAGCAAUUUGAAGAACCGUUGGCAACGCAGCAAAAGUCGGGAGCGAUGUCCAGCGGGGACCGCUCUCUCCGUGGCCCCUGGGCCCGACAGCAGUGGGACAGAAUACGCCGACCAUAGCUCUGAACACAGCACACCAGCUAACUCACCCCGACAUAGAUUGCGGAAAGAUCAGUCGUUGACUCGCCAAGCCUCAAUAGACCCCGUGCCAUCGACGUCAAUAACACCAUCUCACUGCGGCCGGCCGCCGGUUGAGUUACUACAAUUGGAACCAGACGAAGGCCAGCGAUUGAGGGAACAGCAAUUAAGACAAUUCGCGUUCUUCCAGCUUCGAAUACAUUUGAAGAGGGGACAAAAUUUAGUGGCCAUGGACAAAAACGGUUUGUUGUCAGGAACAAGCGACCCAUAUGUAAAGUUCAAAGUGGGGGGGCGGCUGCUGCAUAAGUCCAGGAUUGUAUAUAGAGACUUAAACCCAGUGUGGGAUGAGUGCUUCACAGUUCCGAUUGAGGAUCCCUUCCAGCCAGUCCAAUUAAAGGUAUUCGACUACGACUGGGGCUUACAAGACGACUUCAUGGGAUCCUGUUAUUUAGAUCUAACUGCGCUGGAGUUAGGUCGUUCUCAAGACCUAGUACUCUGUUUACGAGACCCAAAUAAACUGAAUCAGGACAUGGGGGAGAUCGUUUUAAACGUCACUUUGUAUCCCAAAUCACAAGAGGAUAAAGAGCAGUACCUCCUAAAGAACACGCGCUUAAGUGACGUGAACAAGCGGCUAAAAGCUCAAAUAUGGAGUUCCGUAGUGACUAUCGUGCUGGUGGAAGCCAAGAACCUCCCACCCAUGGAUCUGGACACGAGAUCGAGUGACCCUUACUGCAAGUUUAGGUUAGGUAACGAAAAAUACAAAAGCAAGGUUGUAUGGAAAUCUCUACAUCCAUCCUGGUUGGAGCAGUUUGACCUGCACCUGUAUGAUGAUCAGGAACAGAUACUGGAAGUCACUGUAUGGGAUAAAGAUAAGCAGACGAAAGACGACUUCUUGGGAAGAUGUACAAUAGACCUAUCAAAAUUAGAAAGAGAAAAAACUCACAACAUAUGGAAGGAUCUAGAAGAUGGAAAUGGGCAGAUAUUUUUACUCCUAACUAUAAGUGGUACCACUCAAUCUGAAACUAUUACUGACCUGGCUAGCUAUAGAGAAAACCCUAGGGAUAUACAGAAUAUCGAAAAAAGAUAUGCGUGGUUCCGCCUCAACGAACAAUCCAGCGGUGUUGGAUGGCUGUGUGUUAAAGUGUAUGGCGCUAAGGGCUUAGCAGCUGCCGACUUGGGCGGUAAAUCUGAUCCGUUUUGUGUCCUGGAGUUGGGCAAUGCAAGACUACAAACGCACACAGAGUAUAAGACGCUGACGCCAAAUUGGAUGAAGAUAUUCACUUUUACAGUCAAAGACAUAAGUUCCAUUUUAGAAAUAACGGUAUAUGAUGAGGAUCACGACCAUAAAGUCGAGUUUUUGGGUAAACUGGCAAUACCGUUGUUAAAUAUAAGAAAUGGGGAGAAAAGGUGGUUUGCGCUAAAAGACAAGAAGAUGCGAGCUAGAGCAAAAGGAAACUAUCCACAAAUUCUAUUGGAAAUGUCUGUGAUUUGGAAUCCGUUAAAAGCAGCUAUACGAGUAGUAAAUCCGAAAGAGCCUAAGUACAUGCACCAAGAAGCUAAAUUCAAAAGACAAUUAUUCAUUCGUAACGUCAUGCGACUAAAGGCCAUCAUCAUGUGGUUCAUUGAAGUUGGGAAAAUAUUACAGGACUGUUUCGAAUGGGAAUCAAAAAUAUUGUCUUUCAUUGGUCUUCUAGCAUGGCUUGCCUUCUGUUACUACUACGAAAUGUGGAUGUUGCCAUUUCUAAUGCUCGUAUUCUUCGCAAGGAAUUGGCUUAUAUAUAGAUUGACGGGUGGCAACCCAUUAUUGCUACCAGUGGACGAUGAUGAUUUACUGGCUGAAGAAGAUGAUGAAGAAGAAGUGGAUAAGGAAGAGAAGAAGUCAUUAAAAGAGAGGCUUCAAGCGAUACAAGAAGUGACGCAAACUGUGCAAAACGCGAUUGGAUAUGUCGCGUCUUUAGGAGAAGCUGUUAAGAACCUAAUGAACUUCACGGUGCCAUAUCUUAGUUACUUAGCAAUAAUUAUGCUUUUCGGAGCGAUGACAGUGUUGUAUAUGAUACCUUUAAGAUAUUUACUAAUGGCGUGGGGUGUUAAUAAGUUUACGAGAAAGAUUUUAAGACCGCACACAAUACCAAAUAACGAAGUGUUAGACUUAUUAUCCAGAGUACCAGAUGACGAAACAUUGUUGGACGUUCGAGAAUUAAAACCUCACGCACCGAGCGAGCGACGCGACGCAAGAAAGAAACACAAGGCAUCGUAGCGUUCGCUAAAGAUUCGUCGACGAAUCAAAGAAUACAUGGAAUCUCUAGAAAAUUAAUAUAAUUAUGUACAUUUGUUAUUUUUAUUGGGUUUUGUAACAAAGAGGUGUUAUUCUCUUGUUAUAUGAUAGCUGGUAACUGGUUUGGUGGUUUACCUUAUGGUAAGUAAUCAACACCGCCCAUGAACAUUUUCGGGGUUUAGGAAUGGAACGGGAAUAAAGGAAAGGAUUGAAAAGGGUCAGGAAAAGGAUACGGGCCUCCAGCUCCCCCACUCACCGAGCGAAACACGGCGUGGUACGACCCUAGUGGAAACUUGCACAAUUCGUGCCGAAGCGUACUCAACUCCUACACUCGACGUAAUAUAUUGUAAUCUUAUGAGAAUGUUAAACUUAAUCGCGAAACAACUAAACGUAACAAAUGCACAAAGAAAAUCAUUUAUAUUUCAAAGAACGAUUAAUUGCUAUGUAUGCUAGCUAGGAUUUAUACUUGGCGUAUAUCAAAAUU
Molecule: messenger RNA, 3404 nt
Organism: Zerene cesonia (dogface butterfly)
Lineage: Eukaryota; Metazoa; Arthropoda; Insecta; Lepidoptera; Pieridae
Gene: Mctp
Product: multiple C2 and transmembrane domain-containing protein
Exons: 20
Coding region: 338-2902 (854 amino acids)
Biological process (GO): regulation of neurotransmitter secretion
Cellular component (GO): synaptic vesicle membrane
Molecular function (GO): calcium ion binding
Source: RefSeq, a predicted model, not a curated record